Molecule: messenger RNA, 4021 nt
Organism: Durusdinium trenchii
Lineage: Eukaryota; Dinophyceae; Suessiales; Symbiodiniaceae
Source: the annotation of a GenBank genome assembly
AUGGCCGAGCUUCUACCACCGCGACCCUCAUGUGCCGCGCGUCUCGGCCAGCCAAGCCGGCCGACCCAGCCGCUGCCGCCGCACACUGCGGUGGAUGGAGCGUACCGUGGAGCGAAAGUGGGCAGAAAUGGAGCUGCCAUGGUGGGUGGUGCUGUGGCGAUGAUGUUCAGGCUUUUCUACAAGUUCAAAGUUUCUCGAAGAUCAGCCUUUGAGGUAAGGGAUUUAGGAGCGAAGGGCAUGGGAGUGGUGGCAGCUCGGAAGAUUCAGAAAGGUGAGCUGCUGUUGCGCGAGCAGCCACUGCUUGUGGUGAGCCAUUGCCAGGAUUCCAGGCAACUGGGCACUUGGGAGCAGGAAAUCGAAGAGGCCUUGGGACGCUUGCCCGAUGACCAGCUGCGAAGUUUCUGGAGCUUGUCUGAUUGCCAUUCCGAGACCAAGACCUCGGCCGUGGGCAUCGUGCGGACCAAUGCCUUGCCGAUCGAAACGGCCCAGGGUGACAUGGUGGGGGUCUAUGCGAAUGUUUCAAGGUUCAACCACAGCUGCAACAACAAUGUGAACAACAGCUAUCAAGAGGAGCAUGGAGAGGUGUUGCACGCCAUUCGUGACGUGGAAGCGGGGGAAGAGUUGUGCAUCACGUACAUCGACCUCUUCAUGACGCGGCAAGAACGCCAAGAGGCUUUACGGAGAACGUUCAACUUCAAAUGCACCUGUCCCAGCUGCUUGCAGACAGGUCGGGAUCUCUUGCUCAGCAACGAGGUGCGCCAGCGGCUGUCCAAGCUCCGCUCGGCGCUGCCCAGCGCCGUGGCACAAGGCUUGGGGAAUCAGGUCAUGGAGAAGCUCAUUGAGCUCAUUGACCAGGAGCUUGAGGGCAAUGCUGCGGCGAAAACCUAUGCCUAUCACAUGGGCUUCCAGCUCAUGAAGGACGUAGAUCCUUCAAAGGCUCUCACCUAUGCAAAGGAGGCCCUUGAAGAGUCCAAGGUGUCGGAAGGCCCUGAAUCCUGGGUCAGCCAGAUGUUGCAGAGUGUCAUCGCAGAAGAAAAGCCGGCAGCGCCAAGGUCAGCUUUUCGAGAGGUCGCAAGGAAGAAGUGGCUCAUCGACCUGACGGGCGCCCUGGUCUCGACCGGGCGGACCAGCUUCGCCGCGAGCCGCAGCGAGGUGAAUAUUCAUGGCGUUCAGGAUUGUGUGGAGUAUGCAGCAGAAAUUUGCUGCCGCAAUGCCGAGGGCUUUGGAGAAUACUCGAUGGCCAGCGACAGUGUGGCCAACAUUGAUGCCAAGGGGCAGAUUGGUGGCAUGCAACUAGUGAUCCACGAGGGCGCAUCCGAUGUUCCGGUCAUGGUCCCCCAGGGAGAUGGCAAGAUGAAGGUCAGAUGGACCCUGCCAGAAGAGGCCAAGCAGACGAUUGUAAAGCUUCGCAGAGUAGGCAACCAGAACUGGUACCUUUGCACGGGCGGCGCCAUCGCCGCGCCGGCCACGGAGACGCUGGCCACGGGCUUGGAGGAGGGCAUCGAAUACGAGGCCAUGGUCUCCUUCUUUAUCAACAACCGGUGGUGUUGCGAGUCGCCGAUCAGCAAGCCAGCUUGCAUAGGCGAGCUGAAGCUGCCAGCGCCUCCCACACAGCCCAAGGAGCCUCGGCUCUACGUGAUGGACGUGAGCCAAGGCAUCAUGAGAGUGAGGUGGCAGUACUUCUCUUGCGUCCCGCCCCUGAGCGGCGCGCUGGUGCGUUUCCGCGCCGUGGGCGCCCGGAAGUGGCUCUUCGCACAUCCCAGCAGCGGAGCGCUCAUUGAUGUCUCUCCUGAAAAGGAGCCGGAUCUCAUCCCAUUUCCACAGACCGAAGUCGAUGUGCGAGGGCUUCCCCUCGGCAUCCGCUUCGAGGCCUGCGUGGCUUUCAGGAACAAGCUGGGCACCGGGCCCUUCUCGAAAGAGAGCGAGAUUGGACACAUUGGGAUGUUGGCCGCCCGAAUGCUGAAAUGCACGUACUGUUUCCAGGACUUUGACCUGCAAACAGCUGAAUACACCCGGGCGCUUGAGAAUUUUUGGUGCCCCUUAUGCCGCUUCAGGCACCUGGACCCCUUCAAUGCCAUCGUGGAGCAAUCAGGUAUCCUCAGACAUCACAUGUUCAUGCGGCCGAGCGUCUCCUUCAACCUCGACCUGCCGGAACUCAAGGCAUGGCGCAAGGAGGAUCAAAGUAUCUUCGCGAGGUGUAUCAAGGUGAAUAGCGACAUCACGGCGCAGGUUUGGCCUACCAAGCUCAUCGUGGUGAUCAACGGUGCGGAGGUCUUUCGAAUAGAACCUCCGGAAGAAGGCCAUGUACGACGAGACGUCCCAAAGGACAUCUCCGCGGGCUUGAGACCCGGCAUGAACAGUGUCACAGUGUCCAUAGAGGAUGAGCAUCCUUCCAGCUAUGCAUUUGCCAUUGUGCGGACGCAGCCCCGCACCGCGGAACAGAUCGCAGAGGACACCAACAGUUGCGAGGAGGACGAUGCCUUACGGCGUGUCUGCAUGCUGUUAAAGGAUACAUGGGGCAUCAAGGAGGUGGAGAAUGGCGAUGCCAAAGAGGAGUUUCAGAAGGAGCCUGAAGAUGAGAAGAUGGAGGAUGCAGAGAACGCCCCCAAGGCAGAGCCUGACAAGCUUGAGGAGAAGGACAUUCCAGAGAAGGAUGCGGAUGAAAAAGAUGAAGCAAAGCCAGCUCCCGAGCCAGAGCUACCCAAUGGCACUGCGACCAUUGAUUCCGAUGAGGAGGUGACUUGCGUCCUCUCCAACAAGCUCAAGCUUCGCUGUCCUCUCUCCUUCGAACGGGUGGAUAUCCCCGUGAGGGGCGAGACCUGCAUGCAUUUGCAGUGCUUUGGCCUAGCUGCUUACUUGGAGUCCAACUUGAAGAUGCGAGCCCUGAACAACAGUCUGGGCACGUCAAAGAACCUGUGUUGGUCCGGUUUCCUGGAAGAAUCUUUGGACGCCAUGGGCCAAUCAGCCAGCACCGCGGAGAUGCCUGAGGCCCAAGAAGGCCAGCACACCAUCAGCCUGGCGGCCACAGAAAUCAUCCGUGUGGCGGGCAUGUCUGGCUACCACACCUCCGUCAUCGUGGAUGACCAGGAGUAUUUCUUCGACUCCAUUGGCAUCCUCGAGGCCAAGCCCCUCUUCAGCCACAUGCUGCCAGAGCCGCCAGAGCCUGACAUCGAUGCGACCGGCCUGGACCUCCCGCCCAGCAGACACCCCAGCGGACCACUCCGAAGCCCCAGCCGGGAGCCGGUGGUGACGCGGAUCGGGUCCAGCGCCUACAGCGGGAGGGACCUGGUGGCGGCCUUGCACCAGUACUUCGAGCGUGGUACUUAUGAUGUCUUCUACAAGAACUGCAACACCUUCACGGACGCCGCCUUGUACUUUCUGACGAAGACUCGGAUGCCCGCCUACUGCAACCGCAUCGAGCGCUUGGUCACCGCCACGGACCCGGUCUCGGUGAGCUUGUUGAAUCGGAUCUUCAAGGCGAUGGUGGAGCAUCAACAAGGAGUGGAGGUGGAGGGCGACAUCUAUGUGCCCAAUCCACUUUCCGCGGGCUUCUCCGUUGAGAAACUCAUCCGGAAGUUGGAAGGAGAGUCGGAGACCGAGUCCUCGGGCUCCGACUCCGAGGAGUCGGAGGACGAGCCACCCAGCUUGGCCCGAAGGCUCUCAGAGCUGCCCAGCAAGCUGGUCUCAGGACUCUGAGAAAGCCAACAAGGCAGUUCCCUGAUGACCGUCCUGAUGACCGGUCGUCGACCGGAGGUCGGAGGUGUCCUCGUUGGUUUUUUUUGGGCGUUUGGUGUCCUUUCCUUUUUAGGGUGCGGAACAAGGGCUUUAUUGGUGGGGGAGCGGAGGUAGUCGACUUGACUGACAUCAGCUAGUGACUAAGUGUAUGUGGAACCUUCUGUUUUUUCACCUUUUCGUUGAAUAUCAUUUUUUCUUGCAGUUUCUGCUAGCAAGGUGAUCAGCAUUUUGACAUGAACAGAUAUACCCACGAGUGUUGAAUGACAGUAGAAGAUGGAAAAGACAA